GUAUUUGAUAAUAUUAAACUGUAAAUGUUUUUAAACCCAUUGUAACCCCUGGAUCUGUAUGUACUGUAGGUGGCGGUAAAGUUGUUUGUCAGUUUCCAUUAAACCAGGAGAAGAAGUAACUGCCUUGUGUUACAUUAAAAAACUUCCUGCCAGUCGAUGGAGUUGGAAAUCAUAAGACUCACUGCAUUCAUAAAAUGACAUAGUAUUAACGAUAAGCUAAUUAAAUCACAUUAUAUGCGAUGUUAUUUAUCAUAUAUAAUUCCGUUAUAUGUAACGGAAACUGUUGAUCAAAUAUAUUGAUAAACAUCCUGUAAAUAACACGGAAACUGACUUGAACUGACUGCCGUUUCAGAAGUACUACAAGUCUUCGUUCACAGGUGUUCUCUGCAAUAAUGGAAGGUGCCUCAAAAAGUGAUGCCACACCACAGACGUCUGUUGCUGCACAAGUUCCAUUCAUUGACCUCUGCACAGUUCUGGAGAACAUCCAAAAGACCAAACUCCGACCAGACAAAGGCAAAAUACUAAAGGAUUUUAUCGAUUCUUGGAGGAACUUCCAUGCAGCGCUUCACAAGGACAAUUCCAAUACCACUGAUUCAUUUUACGCAGCCAUGCGUCUUAUUGUGCCUCAAUUUGAGCGAGAGCGAAUGGCUUACGGUAUAAAAGAAAAUAUGCUUGCCAAACUGUAUAUUGAAGUUUUAGGCCUACCUAAAAAUGGAACUGAGGCAAACAAACUUCUAAAUUACAGAGCUCCAACCACAUCUCAAGGAGAAGCAGGUGACUUUGCCCUUACGGCCUACUUUGUCCUGAAAAAAAGGUGCACAAGUCAGGGGAAUUUAACCAUUAAAGAAGUCAAUGACUUCUUGGAUUCUGUAGCUAUCAACAAUGCCAGCAAACAGAAGGAUCAAGUGAAGAAAAGCCUUUUGCAUCUGAUAACCCAGAGUUCAGCUUUGGAACAGAAGUGGCUCAUUAGAAUGCUCCUUAAGGACAUGAAACUUGGCAUUAGCAAGGAGACAGUACUUCAAGUUUUCCAUCCAGAUGCACCAGAACUCUACAAUGUCACCACAGAUCUGAAUAAAGUCUGCAGAAAACUUCAUGAUCCAUCUGUGUCCCUUAGUGAGGUGUCCAUUGAUCUGUUUUCUGCAUUCAAACCAAUGCUGGCUGCUGUUGCCAACGUCAGACAGAUAGAGAAGCAAAUGGGCAACCGGCCAUUCUACAUUGAGACAAAGCUUGAUGGUGAACGCAUUCAGCUGCACAAAGCUGGAGAUGUUUACAAAUACUAUACCAGAAACUCUUAUGAAUACACACAACAGUUUGGGGCCUCUCCACUAGAGGGCUCCCUCACACCAUACAUUCACAACGUCUUCAAACCUCAUGUGGUAAACUGCAUACUGGAUGGGGAGAUGAUGGCUUAUAACCCUACAACUGAGACCUUCAUGCAGAAGGGCAGUAAGUUUGAUAUUAAAAGGCUAGUGGAUGACUCUGAUUUGCAAACCUGCUUUUGUGUGUUUGAUGUCUUGUUAGUAAACAAUCAGAAGUUUGCAAAUGAACCUCUCAAGAAGCGCUACGAAAUUCUUGAGACUGUCUUCACGCCGAUCAAAGGUCGCAUCCAGGUGAUCACGAAAGCUGAAGGCAAAACCAUGCAGGAAGUGGUGAAUUCUCUCAAUGAGGCCAUUGACAAUCUGGAUGAGGGAAUUAUGGUUAAGGAUCCCAUGUCUAUCUACAAACCAGAUAAACGGGGUGAAGGAUGGUUGAAAAUUAAGCCAGAAUAUGUGGAUGGUCUGAUGGAUGAACUUGAUCUGCUGAUAGUGGGAGGCUACUGGGGUAAAGGCAGAAGAAGCGGGAUGCUGUCUCAUUUUCUGUGUGCUGUAGCAGAGGUACCGAGUCCAGGGGAGAAGCCCACGGUGUUCCACACCUGCUGCCGCAUCGGAUCAGGCUACACUAUGAAAGAACUGUACGAUCUUGGUCUAAAGCUGGCCAAACAUUGGAAAGUUUACAGCAAAAAUAAUCCUCCAGCUGCCAUCUUGUGUGGAACAGAAAAACCAGAAGUUUACAUAGAACCACGCAACUCUGUGAUCUUACAGGUCAAAGCCGCAGAGAUCGUCUCUAGUGAUAUGUAUAAGACAAACUGCACAUUACGUUUCCCCAGAAUAGAAAGAAUCAGAGAAGACAAAGAGUGGCAUCAGUGCAUGACCUUGGCUGAACUGAGCCAGUUCCGCUCCAGAGCUUCUGGAAAGCUGGCAUCCAGACAUCUACAUAUCCAAGAAGACCAGCCUGAGAAGAAGAAGCAAAAGUUUGCAGCCAAGCCCAAGAAGACAAUCGGAGUCAUUGACCACUUUAAAUCUCAGGAUUUAUCAGCAAUCACCAAAGAGACGGAUAUGUUUGAAGAUGUGGAGUUCUGUGUGAUAAACGGCAAUGAUGAACAUUCCAAGGCAGAGCUUGAGAAAGUUGUGGCCCGCUGUGGAGGCAUUGUUGUGCAGAACCCUGGAAAGGACACGUACUGUGUGAUUGCAGCUGUGCAGAACAUAAAAGUAAAGAACCUCAUCUCCUCAGACCAGCAUGAUGUGGUGUGGGCUACUUGGCUGCUGGAGUGUCUGGAAAAUAAGCAGGUUAUACCAUGGCAACCACGUCACAUGAUCCACAUGUCACCUUCCACAAGGGACCACUUCGCUAAAGAGUAUGAUCAGUAUGGAGACAGCUAUUACGUUGACACUGAUGAACAACAGCUGAGGGAAGUCUUUGAAAGGAUUGGCCCCACGGAAGCAGAAUGCUCAUCUGUGGCACAGAUAGAAGCAGAGAAUGCCUGGGAUGAUUUGCCCACUAGCAUUUUUAGGCCUUACACUGCAUACUUUGACCGGUGUGCUGACUUAGGAGAUCCAAAAUCCAUCAUCCGGGGUACAAGUUUGGACACUCGUGCCUUAGAAUUCCGAUUCCAUGGUGGUAGAGUUGUGGAGAAACUGAAGGAAGGAAUCUCACAUGUCAUAGUGGAAAGUGAGAGAAGAGCUCUGGACUUGAAGACACUGAGGCGACUUUAUAGUAAGAAGUUCAAAAUUGUUCGAGAAUCUUGGGUGACUGAUUCCAUCAAAGCAGGCCAUGUAGAGGAUGAGAUUAACUACCUGAUAUAACAAUGAAGGCUACUACACCAAAUUUUGAACACUGAAAGAUUGUGAUUUUUUAAUACUAGCUGUCAUAGAAUAACACUGGAUAAUUAUUACUGUUGCAUUAAAGGUAAAAGGGUGUAAUUUGCAUUAAAGAGAGUAAUUUACAAUUGAAAAUGUAUCAAUACCUUUUUAAGUUUGUCAUCUGUCUCUGAUUUAAAGCACUAAGACUGAGACUAAUUUAAAGCACUGAGAAAAAUGUUAUACCUUUUUUUGAAAACAAAUAAAAAACCUUUAUUUUUCUUAUUCUGUAGUUUGUUCUAAAUAAAAAUGUCAAAAUCAUAGAAUGUACUGUAUUAAAUGGGGUGGUUAUAACCUAAUGGUUAAAAAUCUUGCCUUUUUAAAUGUCGCCCUGUAAAUUAGGUUGAUGUUACUGUACUAUUAGUUACUUAAGAUGGAAAUUAUAUGCAAAAUAACAUGUAAUUAAAUUUGAUUCUUAAAGAAGCAUUCAGAAUUUUAAUUGAAGCUGUCAAAAGUGUUUUUCUUGUACAUUAACUUGACUCAUUACAGUCAGACAAAUUGAGCUUCUGACAAGCUUGAAGUUCCAUUUGAACAGCUUGUCAAGCACACUGAAUUUAUUGUGUGAGAGCUGUAGCUUUCUAAUUGUUUGGGAUGGGAGUUACUGUAAUGCUUCCAGAGAUCUAAUUUCCAGAGCGCUAAUAGAAUGUUUGAGGCUUCACACACAAGCACAGUCAACUGUGUGUCUAGGUAUUGUAAAGAUGGAUUUGCAUUUAAGUAAUAUGGAUAUUACACUAGUUAAUUGGUGUGAGUUUGUGAAGGUGUGUGAGUGACAAAUCCAUCCCUCAUUGCAAAUGAAAGCAUAAUGUGCUUGCACUGAGUUAUGAGUUGUGAAAUCCACAUUUAGUGUGAGAAGAUGCUUUGCUUUGGAAAUGAAUGCUUCGGAGUCACUUUAAUGACAAAAAUGGUCCUAAGACUAUAGCGUGUAAUGUGUUGU
Molecule: messenger RNA, 4110 nt
Organism: Labeo rohita (rohu)
Lineage: Eukaryota; Metazoa; Chordata; Actinopteri; Cypriniformes; Cyprinidae
Gene: lig4
Product: ligase IV, DNA, ATP-dependent
Exons: 2
Coding region: 393-3122 (909 amino acids)
Biological process (GO): DNA biosynthetic process; nucleotide-excision repair, DNA gap filling; immunoglobulin V(D)J recombination
Cellular component (GO): DNA ligase IV complex; DNA-dependent protein kinase-DNA ligase 4 complex
Molecular function (GO): DNA binding; DNA ligase (ATP) activity; ATP binding
Source: RefSeq, a predicted model, not a curated record